Molecule: messenger RNA, 777 nt
Organism: Penicillium angulare
Lineage: Eukaryota; Fungi; Ascomycota; Eurotiomycetes; Eurotiales; Aspergillaceae
Exons: 1
Coding region: 1-777 (258 amino acids)
Source: RefSeq, a predicted model, not a curated record
AUGCGGGCAUCAUGGUGGAUCGGAAUCUGUGCCACAGCCCUACCAACAACCAUCCUCUCUCUCGAGACAGCACCCUUCUCCACUCCCGAGAAUGUCGAAGCCAGCAGAAGAGCCUUUGAUGUGCUCCAACUUUUAAAACGAAACGACAACUGCCCCAGCGGCUACCACGGCUGCUCAAGCGAAGGCAACGCCAACGCCUGCUGCAAAACCGGCACAACCUGCACCAAGGACUCGGCCGAAAAUAUUGCCUGUUGUCCAACCGGUGCCAGCUGCACGGGCAGUUUAACAGGUACCGCGACAUCGACAGCGACCGAUGCAACGGGCAGUAGCUUUGUGUUCCCGCAGGGUGCGACGGCGACGACGACAACAACAACGACGGAUUCAGGAUCAGAGACUACGUCUACAGUGUCUGGAGCGUACCCGUUUGUCUAUGUGCCUACGAGCUUUUCGAAUGCGAAGACGUGCUCUUCUUAUUACUCGCAGUGUCAGUCUGAAUAUACGGGGUGUACACAGGAUCUUCUGGGUAGGUAUGGAGUUACUGUUGGUGGAUCAGGUGGGGGUGUGACGGUUGAAGCUGUCACCGCUUCGUCGCAGGCUACAUCUAUCUGUUCGAGUUUGAGUGCGCAGGCUUGUCAUGGGUUGAGUUUGGCUUAUUGUGCUUCUGUGGAGACAGGAUCCGCGGAUGCGACUGGGAGUGGAGCUUCAAUGGGUCGGGCUUCGAGUCUACAUGACCUCAUGCUGGGGUUGGUUGUUGGAGUUGCGGGCAUGUUUGUUUAA